GGCUCCCGGCCCUGCUCGAGGGCGUCGAAGCCAUGGGGGCCAAGCGCCCGCGCUGCAGCCAGGGGCUGGUGGGCACUGAGGGCAGGGUGGACCUGGGGGGCUCAGCCCCCAUCCUGCACCUCCCCCCAGAACUGCUGGAUCACAUCGUCUCCUUCCUGCCAGUGCGGGACGUGGUGGCCCUGGGCCAGACGUGCCACUACCUGCGCCAGGCGUGCGACAGCGAGGGCGUCUGGCGCCGGGUGUGCCGCCGGCUCUGCCCGCGGCUCCGCCAGGAGGGCAUGGCCGGCGCCCGCCCCUGGAAAAGAGCCGCCAUCCUCAACUACACCAAGGGCCUGUACUUCCAGACCUUCGGGGGCCGCCGGCGCUACCUGAGCAAGUCGGUGGCCCCGCUGCUGUCCCACGGCUACCGCAAGUUCCUGCCCACCAAGGAGCACGUCUUUGUCCUGGACCACGGCGGGACCCUCUUCUUCCUCCGCAACGCCCUGGUGUCCUCGGCCCCGGGCCACCUCCAGUGGAAACGGGCCUGCCGCUGCGUGGCGCUGUGCCGGAACGCCAAGGACUUCACCACGGACCCCCGCAGCGACGCGGGGUACCGGAAGUACGUGUACGUGCUGGCGGCGCGGGAGCCAGCGGCGGGCGCCGGGCGGGCGUGCGACUGCGUGGAGGUCUAUCUCCAGUCCAGCGGGCAGCGGGUCUUCAAGAUGACGUUCCACGCCGCCAUGCGGUUCCGGCAGCUGGUGCUGGUGGGGCAGGAGACGGAGCGGGCGCUGCUGCUGCUGACAGAGGAAGGGAAGAUUUACAGCCUGCUGGUGAACGAGACGCAGCUGGACCAGCCGCGCUCCUACACGGUCCAGCUCGCCCUGCGCAAGGUGUCCCGGUGCCUGCCCCACCUCGCCGUGCGCGCCAUGACCUCCAACCAGAGCAGUGCCGCCUUCCUCACCGUCCAGUCCUGCCCCACAGCGGCCAACCGUCCCUUUCCCCCGCAGAGUCACCACGACCCCCGCAGCGACGCCGGUAACCGAAGAAGGGAGAUUUACAGCCUGCUGGUGAACGAGACGUCAGCUGCGAACCAGCCGCGCUCCUACAACGGUCCAGCUCGCCCCUGCGCAAGCCCACUCGCCUGUGCGGCCAUGACCUCCAACCAGAGCGUGCCGCCUUCCUCAGCGCGACCCCACGUACCCUCCUCCUGCCCGCAGCCCACCUCGCCGUGCGGCAUGACCUCCAACCAGAGCAGUGCCGCCUUCCCUCACCGACAAGGGGGCCGUGAUUUCCGAGGUCACGCGCCGGGGUCUAUCGCGACCUUUCUUCGGGACCCUUCCGCCUUCGAUCCCCCUGAGUCUGCAGAUGCCGCUGGACCCCUGGCGCCUGCCUGCCAAGUUCCUGCUCCUGCGGCCCUCGUGCUACACCACCUGGGGCUGCUGGACGAGUUCGGGCGCCUCUUCAUGCAGGGGAGCAACCGGUACGGGCACGCGGACCGGGGAUCAAAUGAUCGACCGCGGGGAAGCCCACAACUGGUGAGAGCCCCCGUUCACGGCCUCAAGUGCCCCCCAUGGACGUCUGGCGGCCUUGAACCACUCGUGGCCCUGCUGCGGAGCCGGAUCUGGGCCAGGGCUGUGCUGGGCUGCGGCGUAAUGGGUCGGGGGCCGCCCGGCUGGCCAAGGGCAGCGCACUUCGUCAAGCUGCAGGUCAAGUGCCCGCUCUGCGGCAGCCUCUGCUCCACCCGCGAGGCCUCUAUCUGCUUGUCCAGCCACGACAUCGAUGGGGGCCGGCCUACCGCGAGCUGCCCCACCAGCCGGGUGCCCCCCGCCCGGAGAGCCCGGGGCGCCAGUGCCUGCGAGCAGUACCUGCAGCCAGCUGCAGGGCUGCCCCACGCUGUCGGCGGGCUGGCCAAGACUUGA
Chelonoidis abingdonii (Abingdon island giant tortoise) is the source of this 1898-nucleotide messenger RNA. The record is from RefSeq and is a predicted model, not a curated record. NCBI's taxonomy places the organism in Eukaryota, Metazoa, Chordata, Testudines, Testudinidae.